AUGGACGUGCGCGUGACGACGCCGUAUGACGAAGAGCUGGACGACAUCGAGGAGUUCAACAACCGCAUCCUGGCCACGGAGACGCUGAAGCACAAGGGGGAAAGUGUGCAGCGCAGCGGAGACGAGGCGUGCCCGAAUAUAAAGAAGCUGGUUCUACCGGGGGAAGCAAUCCUGAGCAAGAAGGACAAGGGGAGGUUCUUGAAAGGCAGUGGGUUAUACGAAGAGGAUGAGAAAUAUUUCGCAUGCAUCGUAGGUACGGUAAACUAUAUUAACAAGUUAGUGUACGUAGAACCGUUAAGAGGAAAGUACACCGGAGCAGUAGGAGAUUUACUGGUGGGAAAAAUAAAAGACAUAAGUAACGACAAAUGGGUUGUUGAAAUUGGCUCCUACUGCAAAGCACUGCUCUCCAUUUCGCAGACAAACAUCAGCGUCUUUUGCCAAAGAAUAAGACUCUACAAUGAUGUAAUUAAUAUGAUUAAUAUAUAUAAGCCGAACGACAUUAUAGCAUGUGAGGUACAGAGAAUCCUCGCCGAUGGGUGCAUCGUCUUACACACCAGGUCCUCCAUUUAUGGGAAGCUGUCGAAUGGGAUCCUAAUCACAGUACCGCAGACGUUAAUCCAAAACCAGAAAAAGCACAUUUUUGUUUUCCCUUGCAAUGUGCAGGUGAUACUCGGCAUGAAUGGGUUCAUUUGGGUUUCUUCGCCAAUUAAGAAGACCAAGGACACGAACCCGAACAGUGUAGACCAAGAUAUUGAGGAUAACAAAUUCGAGGAGGUGGACGACACCACCAGGAGGAACAUCAGCAUCAUCAGCAACAUCAUUAAGUUGCUCGCCAAAUACCACAUUAACAUUAAUUACGACAUCGUCACGAAGAUUUACGUGCACUACACCUCCAACCGGAACAACUCCGCCACCUACAUUUUGAAGCCCUACGUCUCCGACUCCUACCUCUUCAGCUACAUAGACAAGUUCGCCCCCUGGGGGGGGGGCGGCGCCCUAAGCGCAGGCGAAGCGGAAGCGAAGCGAAGCGACUGGUAA
Molecule: messenger RNA, 1038 nt
Organism: Plasmodium vivax (malaria parasite P. vivax)
Lineage: Eukaryota; Apicomplexa; Aconoidasida; Haemosporida; Plasmodiidae
Product: exosome complex exonuclease rrp4, putative
Exons: 1
Coding region: 1-1038 (345 amino acids)
Biological process (GO): U4 snRNA 3'-end processing; exonucleolytic trimming to generate mature 3'-end of 5.8S rRNA from tricistronic rRNA transcript (SSU-rRNA, 5.8S rRNA, LSU-rRNA); TRAMP-dependent tRNA surveillance pathway
Cellular component (GO): cytoplasmic exosome (RNase complex); nuclear exosome (RNase complex)
Molecular function (GO): RNA binding
Source: RefSeq, a predicted model, not a curated record